ACGGCCGUGGAAUUUAUGCGCCAUGUCCAGCCACCAUUCUCUCCAGACUCCAGUCCAGUACUGAAGCCUCCGGUACGUGCCCGAUCGUGCAUAUAUAAGCCGCAGCUGCUCUCAACCAAGCCGCGGCCAGCACUGAUUGACACGCCGCGGGGCGACAUGGCAAGGCUCCUCCUUUUCGCCGCCGACCACACCGCCGGGCAGCCGGUGGCGCCGCUCCUUCUUCUCGUCGUCGUCGUGCUGGGCGUCGCGGCGGUCGUCGUGUCGCUCUGCGCCAGCAGCACGCACGAGAAGCUGUGGGGGCAGCGGCGCGGGUCGCCGUCCGCGCCGCUGGCCAAGGCGGACGACAGCGGCGUCGUCGGCGGGAGCAGCCGGAAGCGCCUGCUGUCGGCAACGCUUAGCGGGAUCGGCGGCAAGGCGGCCAGGAUGGUGUCGUGGAACCGGCGGUCUCCGUCCGCGCCGGACGGUAGCGACGGCGACGAGGAGGAGGAGGUGGCCGCUCUGGGGAUGGAGGACGACGACGAGGCGGUGUGGAGGAAGGCCAUCAUCAUGGGGGACAAGUGCCGGCCGCUCCAGUUCUCCGGCCACAUCGCCUUCGACUCCGACGGCAACCAGCUGCCGCCCCCGCCGGCGGCCAUCAAGAAAGCCGGCCCCCACGUCCACGCCGAGAAUUAACCAACGUCGCCAUAGAUCACCGGUGGAUUGAUGCUCGCGCGCGUCGGCUAAUAAUAUCAAGUCAAGUCACGCCUUUUUCUGCUCGAUUUUGAUACGCCCGCGACGGCAAAGGGUUGACGCGUCCGGUGUAGGCACGCACACAAGCGUGUAGCAGUGUACAUGUACUGGUAGUACUACUCAUGUCGAUCGUGUCCAUAUUUCUUGAAAAGCCUUAAUGCGACUGUUGGACAAUAAGUUUUCUU
Hordeum vulgare subsp. vulgare (domesticated barley) is the source of this 914-nucleotide messenger RNA. RefSeq lists its product as uncharacterized. The transcript has a single exon. The record is from RefSeq and is a predicted model, not a curated record. Lineage: Eukaryota; Viridiplantae; Streptophyta; Magnoliopsida; Poales; Poaceae. Bases 16 to 672 code for a protein of 218 amino acids.